Messenger RNA from Talpa occidentalis (Iberian mole), 2290 nucleotides. RefSeq names its product nuclear receptor coactivator 5-like. The record is from RefSeq and is a predicted model, not a curated record. Lineage: Eukaryota; Metazoa; Chordata; Mammalia; Eulipotyphla; Talpidae. The coding region runs from base 329 to 1558 and encodes 409 amino acids. The transcript is spliced from 11 exons.
AAGACCCGCCGGCGGCUGGACUGGUGUGGCGCUGGCGCCGCCUCCUGCCCCGGGGAGGAACUGCAGCCUGUCCGAAGCAGUUCGUUCAUCCUGUGCCUGGUUUCCAGUUUGUUUUUCAUUUCUCAAAUAUUUAUUGAGCGCCGGCUACCUUCUGGGCAAUGUACAGAUAAUUAACGAAGGAUAAGAAAUCAACGAUUUGGCCCUGCCUCUCAAGCUCAAAGGGAAAUAAGCUGUGUGUGUGUGCGCCUUGCUUUCCCAUCACCAUGUAAAGGAUAUACCUUACCGAAGGUUCCAGCAGAAAGAGUUUGAAAGCCACUAAGGAGUUAAGAUGUCUUCAUUGAUCAGGCUUCGUAGAGGACAGUAUGGAAGACCUUUGGUAGCUAAAAGCAGUAAACCAUAUAAACCUUUUCUGCCGACUUCUUAUUCUCCCCAAGAGGGCUACUUAAAGGAGGGUGAAGACAUGCUAAGUAUUGAAGAAUUAUGGAAGAAUGUGGCUGAUUGUUCAAAAGGGGAUGAAGACAACCACGAGCAAGACCAACACUCUCAGUUAGAUGAUGCUACCAGCAGCAGGGACACUCAGAAAGAGGGUCUUUUCCAGCACUUUUGUCAAGUGAUUCAGAAAGAGCGUGAUCGAGAGAGGUCUUCAGAUUGCAUUAUUGUUUCCAUGGACAAAGAGCAAAGGGAAUAUGCUACAGUCAUAGGUCACCGGUUGCAGGAUCACGGCCUUGUGGUGGAAAUGAUUCACCUCUCCUCCGAGUCAGGUCUCACUCAAGUGCUCCAGGAAGUUAAAGAUGAUGGCUCUCCGUUUUGUAUUCUUGUCGAACAGUCUAAUGUAAAACUUUCCUCUUGCACCGUCAUUAUGCUUCAUGAGUCUGUCAAAACACAUCGCCAUAUGCCCCUGGAGGAUGCCCUGGUGCUGGUGGCUAAAGAAUAUAGGAGACUUUUUGCCAACCGGGAACAGCAGGAGCGCACCGGGGUGGCCAUGCGGGCCGGAGAUCUGGUGGAUGACUUUCUGGCCCGGGAGUGCCUGCCCAGCUACUCUGUCCCUCUGGGCAUUCAACAUCUUCUCUUCCUGCUGAAUGAGAGGCGACAUCUGUAUCGGAAUGAGUUGGACCUGCUCAUCGACUACCUAAAGGCCAGGAAAGGACAGCUGAAAGGCUUUGAGACACCCAAUCCUGUGACUAGCAGUGAUCAUGCCUCACUGCAAGGCAGGAGUACCCCCAUUGUGGGCAAGCCGCCUCCACUUCUUCCAAACCCGAGAAGGCGAGCCUUCCUAGGGCCUGCUCCCUCGUUUCCUACCAAGUCUCCUUUGCUGGGUGCCCGGCCAGGGGGAGGCCUCCUUCCACCACCAGAACCAGUCAAUACCAAAGGCCUGUUUCCCCCACCCUUGCUUCUGGCAGCCCCCUCCAAAAGGCCUGCUCUUUUGGGGAGCCUGCCUCAUAAGCCUGCCAAGCGCCCACUGCUUGGGGAGAAACCAGGCCUAUUAGCACCACCACCAGCUCUUCUGCAGUUGAUGCUGCACAAGCGCACAUCUCAACCUGUCUCUUUGCUGAACUAAAGAAAGCUCUGCUGCACCAGGAGAAUAGGAGAAAAAGGAUCUCCCCAGAUGGCAGCUCCCCAGAUGUGGCUCCAUCCUCCAAGGACCGAGGCGCCUGCCUGGCUUGCAAGCCCAAUGUCCAGCCAGCGGCACCCCUUCUGUCCCAUACAUGGGCCUAUGGAAACUUUUGUCAUGUUUGGAGUUUUUUGGUACCAAAUUAGAGAUUUGGGGAAGGUCGCUAUAGAGACUGGGCCUUGAUGUUGUUCAAUUACAUGUAUUUUAAAAUACAAAAAAAACCUUUCUAGCUUUUAUUUACUUGUUGCCCUCCUUUAAAGUUUUGUUUUUUUUUUUUUUUUCAUUUUGGAAUGAUUUUAGAUUUACAGAAAAUUAGCAAAAAUAGUGCAGGAAGUCCCCUUCAAUAUUAGGGGAACCUAAUGUUAGCAUCUUAUGUGGCCAUGCUACACGUACCAGGAGUUAAAGCACCAUUAACUAUAAUAGACUUCACUCAUAUAUCACCAGUUUUUCCUCGAAUGUUCUUUCUGUUUCAGGACCUUACUCUGGUACCACACUGCAUUUAGUUUCUUUUAAUUUUAUGACAUUGCUGUUUUGUUCUUUUUUAUUAUGAAACAUUGUAAAUAUACAGAAAAUUUGAAUGAAUAGUGUAAUGAACAUCAUAUAGUCGCUAUCUGGAUUCAAUCGUUCUUAACAUUCUGCCAUUUUUAAACUUAUAUAUGUAGGUAAAUAAACUUUUUU